This is a messenger RNA of Heterobilharzia americana, 402 nucleotides long. The record is from the annotation of a GenBank genome assembly. Lineage: Eukaryota; Metazoa; Platyhelminthes; Trematoda; Strigeidida; Schistosomatidae.
AUGAAUGGCAUUUCAUGGAUAAUCUACGCCAUUGCUGUAUUAUUCGCAUGCUUUCAUAAUGUGGAUUGUUUUGGCUUAUUUAAGGACGAUACAUUAACAACUCCGACUAUAAAAACAAGAUCAGCCAUAAGAACACCAGAAGUUAUACCUAUGUAUCAAACACCAAAAUGGGAACCAAUCAUUGUAACGGAACAAAGACGUCCAAAUAAACAACUUAGAGUAAUCUGUACAGAGAGCGAAAAUGUUAUCAAGUGUUACUUCAUUAGCAAGGGAGUCAGUGUUCAACGCUUCAACGAGAAAACUCUAUGGUCAACAUGUAUUUUGAAUUUCCUGUACUUAACUAUUUCAAGUCAUUCUGAGAAUGAUACUGGCAGACAACAACGGUGCAACAGACAAUACUAA